CGAUGUUCACAAAGUGAAGCAAGCCGCUUCCCGCUGUCAAAACCGUCGAGCAGACAGUGAAGCUUACGGCGUCAAAAUGGACACAGACCACGGCCUGUUAACAUCAACGUUGACUGCCAGUAUGAGCUACCUGUCCGGGCACGGACAAGCGUCGAGCAGCGGGAUGGUUGGGUUAGGAGACAGCGCGGCAAGACAAGACGAAACUUGCGUCUCAGAUAGACACAGCAUCAAUGACUUGCUUCAUCACAUUAUCAGUAUUACGGACCAGUCUCUAGACGAAGCUCAGGCUAGGAAACAGGCGCUGAAUAAUCAUCGAAUGAAACCGGCGUUGUUCAGUGUGUUGUGCGAGGUGAAGGAGAAGACGGUUCUGAAUAGUCGUGGAGGGCUGGAGGAUGAACCACCUGAUCCUCAGGUGGUUCGUCUUGAUAAUAUGCUGCUAGCAGAGGGAGUGGCAGGACCCGAGAAAGGAGGGUCUUCUGCAUCAGCGACAGCAGCAGCAGCAUUGGGUGGACUUGGCUCGAGUUCAGGGUCUGAAUCACAAGUUGAGCAUUCUGACUAUCGGACGAAACUGGCGCAGAUCAGGCAGAUCUAUCACCAAGAACUAGAAAAGUAUGAACAGGCGUGUGGUGAAUUUACCACACAUGUUAUGAAUUUAUUGAGAGAGCAAUCGAGGACAAGGCCUAUUGCUCCUAAGGAAAUUGAGCGAAUGGUCAGCAUCAUACAUAAGAAAUUCAGUGCUAUACAACUGCAACUAAAACAGAGUACAUGUGAGGCAGUCAUGAUACUACGCUCAAAAUUUAUGGAUGCAAGACGAAAAAGGCACAAUUUUAGUAAGCAAGCAACAGAGAUACUGAACGAAUACUUCUACUCACAUCUGAGCAAUCCAUACCCUAGUGAAGAGGUGAAGGAAGAAUUAGCAAGAAAGUGUGGCAUCACAGUCGCUCAAAUUUCCAAUUGGUUUGGUAACAAACGAAUACGAUACAAGAAGAAUAUUGGGAAGGCUCAAGAGGAGGCCCAACUGUAUAUAUCUAAGGGCUCAGGUGGUGCAGUCGGUGGGAUCCCGGGCACACCUACUAUGACUAUUGUUCCAUCAAGUCCAGGUGGGUUUCCGUCUCCCGGUCCCAUGAUGACUUCCCCUCACAUGACUGUUCCUCCAACCGACAACUACUCUCCUACCCCACAUCAUGUUUCAGUGACACCGGGACUGAGUCCGUUGCCUGAUCCUCGUUUCCAACAGUAUUCUCCUAUGACACCACAACAACAGUUUGUGUAUGGAGAUCAGAUUCAAGGGUAUCAGCCAGUGCACCCUGGUGUUGGAGGCUCAGCAACUGGUUCGUCUGCAUCGUCUAGUGGCACGCCUGUACAUCAGAUGACGUUUAUGUACCCUGGGCAGCAGAUGGUGUCUACCACACGACCACUAUAUCACACUCCAACCAGCAAUAGUUCUCAGUAUCAGGGAGUGUUCACGACAUCAUUAGAAACGCUCUGUAGACCACCAGUGUUGUAUUGUGGAUCGACGGAUCCUAGUUCAGCAAUGGGAGUUGGAAUCAACGACAUGCAUCAUACAGGAAUGAUGGAUUCAUCAUCUCUAACCCACUCAUCACCUCACCUUGUUGAUCAUUCGUCAGCAAGCUCACUGGACAUCGCAGACAAUGCAGUGAAUGUGUUGUCAGGGUCUGGUGGUGAUCACGAAACUGAACUUCAUCUCAGUAGCGAACAUUGGGCAUCACUACAGUCUCUAACUCACGGCGAUGGCACUCAUGGUGAUGUGAGUGCCAGCGAUACUUUACGAGAUCUUGUUGAUGUCGAUGACCCAGACGAUCUGGUAGAUCAACCCAUGUCUAAGAAACUGAAGAUGGGCGAUGGCAUUGGAUAGCUGGGAAGGAAACAUGUAGUGUUUACUGGAAUUAGUUAGAAAAAUUUGCUUCACGACCCAUGAAAUGACCUGGUUGAAGACAAAGAACAAGUUGUUUGUAAUCUUUAGAACAUCUUUGAGAGGAGCAGAGUUUAUUUUUUCUCUGGGAUACUGUUGUUUAUUCCCUCAGUACUGAGAAUAUGUCUCACAUGACAGCUAUCAGAUCUGAUGAGACUUGGAGA
This is a messenger RNA of Corticium candelabrum, 2097 nucleotides long. RefSeq names its product pre-B-cell leukemia transcription factor 1-like. The record is from RefSeq and is a predicted model, not a curated record. Gene Ontology annotation, biological process: neuron development; animal organ morphogenesis; regulation of transcription by RNA polymerase II. The coding region runs from base 77 to 1876 and encodes 599 amino acids. NCBI's taxonomy places the organism in Eukaryota, Metazoa, Porifera, Homoscleromorpha, Homosclerophorida, Plakinidae. Gene Ontology annotation, cellular component: nucleus. Gene Ontology annotation, molecular function: DNA-binding transcription factor activity, RNA polymerase II-specific; RNA polymerase II cis-regulatory region sequence-specific DNA binding. The transcript has 11 exons.